AUCCGCAUAAAACCCUAGCUUUCCUCUGCACUUUCAUCUCCUCUAGUCUUCAGCCUCUCCGUUCUCUGCCACCAAAGGUGAUUUCACGAACGGCCGCCCCCUAUCUGAUAAAAUGUCGCAAGAAUCACUAGUCCUCCGCGGCACCAUGAGAGCCCACACUGAUUGGGUCACCGCCAUUGCAACCCCAAUUGACAACUCCGACAUGAUUGUCACCUCCUCCAGGGAUAAGUCCAUCAUCGUCUGGUCUUUGACCAAAGACGGCGCACAAUACGGUGUCCCUCGCCGCCGCCUCACCGGACACGGCCAUUUCGUUGAAGAUGUCGUCUUGUCAUCGGACGGUAUGUUUGCACUCUCCGGUUCAUGGGACGGUGAGCUCCGUUUAUGGGAUCUUCAAGCUGGUACCACUGCUCGUCGUUUCGUCGGACACACCAAGGAUGUUCUCUCCGUUGCAUUUUCUGUUGACAACCGUCAGAUUGUCUCUGCUUCACGUGACAAGACCAUCAAGCUCUGGAACACACUCGGUGAGUGCAAGUACACAAUUCAGGAACAGGAUUCACACUCUGAUUGGGUUUCUUGUGUCCGUUUUAGCCCAAAUAAUCUUCAGCCUACUAUUGUUUCUGGGUCAUGGGAUCGGACUGUGAAAAUCUGGAAUCUUACCAACUGUAAGCUGAGGUCAACUCUUGCUGGACACAGUGGGUACGUGAAUACUGUGGCGGUGUCUCCAGAUGGCUCGUUGUGUGCUAGUGGAGGAAAAGAUGGAGUUAUAUUGCUAUGGGAUUUGGCUGAAGGGAAGAAACUGUAUUCGCUUGAUGCUGGGUCCAUUAUCCAUACUCUCUGCUUUAGCCCCAAUAGGUAUUGGCUCUGUGCUGCUACUGAAUCUAGUAUUAAGAUCUGGGAUUUGGAGAGCAAAAGUAUUGUGGUUGAUCUUAAAGUUGAUCUGAAACAAGAGAGUGAAAUGUCGGGAACUGCUGCUACCGCUGCUAAAAUCAAGGUCAUAUACUGCACCAGUUUGAGCUGGAGUGCUGAUGGAAGCACUCUUUUCAGUGGCUAUACAGAUGGUCUGAUUAGAGUUUGGGGAAUUGGACGUUAUUAGGGAAGAAGAGUACCCAGGGGAGACAUUUGGCCAUACUAAAUUUAAGGCAUUUAGAUUUCUAAGAUUCUCCCUGUUUUUCAUUUUUAUGAGGCCUCCACUGUUUCAGUUUUGAAUUCUUAUUUAGUAUUUGUUACAUGGAUAUCUUGCUAUAAAUCUAAGUUGUUUUUGUUUAA
Messenger RNA from Solanum dulcamara, 1266 nucleotides. RefSeq names its product guanine nucleotide-binding protein subunit beta-like protein. Bases 113 to 1093 code for a protein of 326 amino acids. Gene Ontology annotation, biological process: positive regulation of protein phosphorylation; rescue of stalled cytosolic ribosome. Gene Ontology annotation, cellular component: cytosol; nucleus. Lineage: Eukaryota; Viridiplantae; Streptophyta; Magnoliopsida; Solanales; Solanaceae. The record is from RefSeq and is a predicted model, not a curated record. The transcript is spliced from 2 exons. Gene Ontology annotation, molecular function: protein kinase C binding; ribosome binding; translation regulator activity.